AUGAGGUCAAAAGACGGCACUAAAGGCCCAAACACAAACCCAGGACACGCGUUGAUUGUUUCUCUGCACACGUAUUUGAGGCGUUUUUACUGGGUGUCCAUUAGACGCUGGAAGCGGCUGAAUGUCGAACUUCCUCUUCUUUGUCUUCAGAAGCGUCUGCUGGGCGGAACCCGUGAGCUCACAUCUCACCAACACACCUUCUUCAACGUCUUCCUCAUUUCUGAGAAAGUUGAAAAGAAGAACCUCCCUGAGGGAACGCUCUUCUUUAUAAACGCUGCUUCCUCCCGACGGUCUUCACUGCAGCAACACGUGAAGGAGAAGAAGAAGAAGAAGAAGAAGAAGAAGAAGAACUCACCUUUCUACCAGACAGGAACAAUCCAACAGCAAAGAUUAGUGAUGGCGAAGCUGUGGCUGAUGGCCGUGCUGCUGCUGUUGUCUGCGUCUGUUGGGAGUUCUGUGGACAAUCAAGUGAACCGUCCCGAUAAGAGCAGUCAGCCUCAUUUUCCAAGACCAGACGAGACCCAAAUUGCAGAAAUCGUCAAUGUCCUCUGGAAAAGGUAUCGACCGUCCUACCAAUCAAGAUUCCUAAAUGAAUGGAACGAAUAUCCAUGGAGAUACCCCAUGUUCAGUCUGGCUGUGAGGAUCCCGUACGACAACAAGAUGCAACGGUACGACGUCAGCAGAGUCAAGGACAAAGCCGAGAAUGUGUGGAGAACGAUCAUAGGAUGUGACGUCUACGCGAGCAAGACGAUGGUCGCUGCCACGGUUUUGAAGUGGCCGAAUGUUCUGGAUCAGUGUCCUUAUGCACGGGUACCACGGGAGGAUGUUCCCAAUCAAUGUGGAAGUAAAAGGAUGACGUGGGCCAAGCUCAAGAAAGAAUGCCCUGAGGCAGUUAGAGUUAGGAGAGCCGAUCACGCAGAGUACCGCGUUCUGAACAACUUCAACACCUUGAAGCAGAAUCGCAACAGAAAUGAUUUCUUGCUUUUCUACGUUCUUGCUUCCCCGUGUGAUCAGAAAUGUGCUUCCGAGACGAGUCGUUUUAGUAUUUUGGAAAAAAUCCAUGUGAUUACGGAAUGGAGAAACCGCGCUGUUGUGUUUUCUAAAGUGUUUAAGCCUAAAGGAGGAGAAGAGGUUCCCGUGGGGAACCUCACAGGAGCCCUUAAGCGGCUCGGGGAAAAGGUCGGGCUGCAGAACAUCCUCCGAUGUGACGGCUCGGUUCCGUGCACGAGUUGCUCCAGCGGCGAAGAUGUCACACGCUACUGUUACGACAUCAACGAACCAAAACCCGCUGCCAGAGACAACCCGCCGUCCACUUCAGUCAAUGUGCCUCCGGGUGGCAACGCAAACGCUCCCUCAAAGACGGGUCAAAAGAAGAAGAACAACAACAACAAUGAGAAUCCGGGCGGUUCUACUAACGUUUAUAAGGGAGGAUGGCAGAUUGCUGUCCAGGGCCGUGGCUGAUGACACCUGAUGAAGGUUCCCUCCUCACAAAGGUUCCUCCAGCUGCGUCAUGGAGGCCUCUAGUAACCAGUGCAAGCGCACAACUUUAAUGCUUUGUGAGACACACAGGGGGUUUUAAUGUGGUUUCACACUACAGAUAGAAAGUGAGUGUGAUGUAAACGAAGCUCAGUGUUUACUCGUGUCCCUCCCUCCCUGAAGUGUUGUUGAAUCCUCUGGUCUUCUGCUCUUUCUGAUUAAAGCUCGGCUCAGCAUCA
Messenger RNA from Gasterosteus aculeatus aculeatus (three-spined stickleback), 1715 nucleotides. NCBI's taxonomy places the organism in Eukaryota, Metazoa, Chordata, Actinopteri, Perciformes, Gasterosteidae. The record is from RefSeq and is a predicted model, not a curated record.